AUGUCCAAUCUCCUUACACUCGCAGGCCUCGCGGGUCUUGUUGCGCAUGGCGCGCUGGCAGCAAGCCUGGGUGCCUACAACGUCGAUCCCAACAGCGUGUCCGUGUCUGGGAUGUCCGCUGGAGGGUUCAUGGCGGCCCAGCUCGGCGUUGCCUACUCCAAUACUUUCAAAACAGGCUUCGGUGUGUUUGCCGGUGGCCCCUACGACUGCGCUCGUAACCAACUUUACAGCACCUGCAUGUACAAUCAGAAUCCGUCCAUCACGAAGCCAGUCGCCAACAUGAACUCCUGGAGUGGGAGUCAAAUUGACCCUGUCGCCAAUCUGCAAGACCGCCAGAUUUACAUGCAGGUUGGAUCUGCCGAUACAACCGUGGGGCCGAAGCCCAUGAAUCAGCUCAAGGCGCAGUUGGCCAACUUUAAUAAUCCAUCCAAGGUCUCCUUCGUCACCACCAGUGGCGCUGCUCACGUAUUUCCAGCUGACUUUGAUUCGACUGGCAACAACCAAUGCGGGCAAGCAGCGUCUCCCUACAUCAGCAACUGUGGUUACGAUGGUGCAGGUGAAAUGUUGAAGUGGAUGUACGGUGAUCUCACACCCAGGCAGAAUGGACAGCUCUCUGGCAGUGUAGUAUCCUUCUCCCAAACAGGCACCUAUGGCGCCUCUGGAAUGGACAGCACUGGAUAUCUCUACGUUCCACAGGCUUGCCAGAGUGGUUCCGCAUGCAAGCUGCAUGUGGCUCUUCAUGGAUGCCUGCAGAGCUAUGGCCAGAUUGGAAACAAGUUUAUCAGCAACACGGGCUACAACAAAUGGGCUGAUACGAACAACAUCAUCAUUCUCUACCCGCAAGCUAAGACUGACUCUUCGAUCCAUGCAAUCUGGAGUGGACUUUACCUUAGCAACCCUAAUGCUUGCUUUGACUGGCUCGGCUGGUACGGUUCCAAUGCUGAUCAGAAGGGAGGCGUUCAAAUGACGGCCAUUGUCAACCAGGUAAACAAGAUCACGAGUGGUUACUCGGGCUAG
Messenger RNA from Clonostachys rhizophaga, 1017 nucleotides. NCBI's taxonomy places the organism in Eukaryota, Fungi, Ascomycota, Sordariomycetes, Hypocreales, Bionectriaceae. The record is from the annotation of a GenBank genome assembly.